Chrysochloris asiatica (Cape golden mole) is the source of this 818-nucleotide messenger RNA. It is a transcript of the gene KCNIP3, whose product is annotated as Kv channel interacting protein 3, calsenilin. NCBI's taxonomy places the organism in Eukaryota, Metazoa, Chordata, Mammalia, Afrosoricida, Chrysochloridae. The transcript has 9 exons. The record is from RefSeq and is a predicted model, not a curated record. Gene Ontology annotation, cellular component: nucleus; voltage-gated potassium channel complex. Gene Ontology annotation, molecular function: DNA-binding transcription repressor activity, RNA polymerase II-specific; calcium ion binding; RNA polymerase II cis-regulatory region sequence-specific DNA binding. Gene Ontology annotation, biological process: regulation of potassium ion transmembrane transport; negative regulation of transcription by RNA polymerase II. Bases 48 to 818 code for a protein of 256 amino acids.
CUGGCUGCGAGGGGGGAGGCCGGCAACAGUUUCCUUCAGCGCCCAGGAUGCAGCGAGCCAAGGAGGUGAUGAAGGCAUCAGAUGGCAGCCUCCUGGGGGACCCUGGACAUACACCACUGAACAAGAAGGAGGGCAUCAAAUGGCAGCGGCCGAGGUUCACCCGAAAGGCCUUGAUGCGGUGCUGUCUGGUCAAGUGGAUCCUGUCCAGUGCUGCCCCGCAGGGCUCAGACAGCAGUGACAGUGAGCUGGAGCUAUCCACAGUGCGCCAUCAGCCAGAGGGACUGGAUCAGCUGCAGGCACAGACCAAGUUCACCAAGAAGGAGUUGCAGUCUCUCUACAGGGGGUUCAAGAAUGAGUGUCCCACAGGCCUGGUGGAUGAAGACACCUUCAAACUCAUUUACUCACAGUUCUUUCCUCAGGGAGAUGCCACCACCUACGCACACUUCCUCUUCAAUGCCUUUGAUGCCGACGGGAAUGGGGCCAUCCACUUUGAGGACUUUGUGGUGGGCCUCUCCAUCCUGCUGCGGGGAACAGUCCAUGAAAAGCUCAAGUGGGCCUUCAAUCUCUAUGACAUUAACAAGGAUGGAUACAUCACCAAAGAGGAGAUGCUGGCCAUCAUGAAGUCCAUCUAUGACAUGAUGGGUCGUCACACCUACCCCAUCCUGCGGGAGGACGCGCCUCUGGAGCACGUGGAACGGUUCUUCCAGAAAAUGGACCGCAAUCAGGAUGGGGUGGUGACCAUUGACGAAUUCCUGGAGACCUGUCAGAAGGACGAGAACAUCAUGAGCUCUAUGCAGCUAUUUGAAAACGUGAUCUAG